This is a messenger RNA of Aphidius gifuensis, 848 nucleotides long. RefSeq names its product trypsin-1-like. Bases 9 to 848 code for a protein of 279 amino acids. Gene Ontology annotation, molecular function: serine-type endopeptidase activity. The transcript is spliced from 3 exons. The record is from RefSeq and is a predicted model, not a curated record. Gene Ontology annotation, biological process: proteolysis. Lineage: Eukaryota; Metazoa; Arthropoda; Insecta; Hymenoptera; Braconidae.
CAGUCAACAUGAUGAUGUUCAUCCAGUUUAUUUUUGUGUCACUACUUACAACCCAAGUUUUCAGCGAUGGAUUGAAUAGCCGUAUUACCAAUUCUUACAUGGCAAGUAAAGGUCAAUUUCCACAUCAGGUAGAAUUGUCUCGAUCAAAUGUUUGGGGUGUGCCAGAUCAAUUGGAACAACGUGCAUAUUGUGGUGGUUCAAUUAUUAACGAAAGCUGGGUACUAACUGCUGCUUAUUGUGUCUAUGGGAUUCCAUCAACAUUAUCAAGUCAAAUUAAAGUUCUUGCUGGAGCACAUGAUCUCACUGAAACCACUGAAUCUGAUCGACAAAGUCGUUAUGUCAGUAGUAUACAUAUUCAUUCUUCUUAUCCAGGUUUAAAUGCACAACAUGAUAUUGCUCUUCUUAAAUUAAAUGAACCACUUGUUUUUGAUGGAUAUGUUAAAGCAAUUUCUCUUUCAAACUCAAAUGCAAGUUAUAGUGGUGAUGCACAAAUCAGUGGUUGGGGUUCAACUUCAACAACUGAUAGUUUUAGUAUGCCUGGUACUUUGCGUUAUGAGACAGUGGUAAUUGCUUCUUAUGAUGCAUGUAAAAAUACAAUGAAACAAAUGGGAGCACAUUUGGAAAUAUUUAAUACUCAAUUAUGUACUGGAACUAGCUUGAGUACUAGUAUUUCAACGUGCAUUGGUGACUCUGGUAGUCCACUUAUUCAACAAAAUUCUGGUACAUGGGAACAAGUUGGAAUUGUUUCAUGGGGUCUUUAUCCCUGUGGCAUCAGUAAAAUAUCAUCUGUUUAUACACGUGUCAGUCAUUACGUUGGCUGGAUCAAUGAAAUCAUGUCAAUAAACUAA